This is a messenger RNA of Tympanuchus pallidicinctus (lesser prairie-chicken), 8537 nucleotides long. RefSeq names its product tenascin-X-like. The record is from RefSeq and is a predicted model, not a curated record. NCBI's taxonomy places the organism in Eukaryota, Metazoa, Chordata, Aves, Galliformes, Phasianidae. Bases 108 to 8465 code for a protein of 2785 amino acids. The transcript has 35 exons. Gene Ontology annotation, molecular function: protein binding.
UGAAAGGGCCGGAGCCGCCCCGGAGCCCUCAGUGCCGCGCUGCUGCCGCCGGGCCUGGCCCAGCAGAACCUAACAGAACCCAAUUGGGCUGAACAGGGCUGAGGAUCAUGACCCCGGGGCUGCCGCUGCUGCUGCUGGCGCUGGCACUUCGGAGAGCGCAAGGGAAUGCGGGAACAUCCCCCGGUCCUCCCCCUGUCCCCCCGGAGCUCUCCUGUGGGGCAGAGGUGCUGGAGGCGGUGCUGGGACGGCUGCGGGCACUGGAGGGAGAAGUGAGGGCGCUGCAGGGACAGUGCGGGGACAGCCUGGGGCCCCAGGCUGGCACUGGGAGCACAGCAGCGCGGAGGCUGUGUGACACCCCUGGGGCAGGGGGCUGCUGUGGGUGCCGCAUGGGGGAGGCCGGGGAUGGUCUCCCGUGUCCCGCACCCCGCUGUCCCUUCGACUGCAGUGACCAGGGACGUUGCCGGGCUGGCCGCUGCCACUGCUUUGAGGGCUUCACAGGACCAUUCUGUGCGACUCCCAUCUGCCCCCCUGGCCGUGGUGGGCCCCACUGCACCCUCGAGAUCCCCUCAGUGACGCUGCGCCUGGCUGCGCGCAACCAGACGUCCUUCCGUGUGACCUGGCCGCGGCCAGCCAAGCCUGUGGAUGGCUAUGAGGUGGCAGUCAUCCCCAUGGAUGAACCAGCAGCACUGACCACCCACGAGCUGCCUAGUUCAGCUGUCACCUUUGAAGUGACAGGGCUGACACCUGGACAAGCUUUUGAGAUCUUCAUCCAGGCCCAGCGGGAGCAGCACCUCGGGGCACCGGGCACCUUGCGUGUCCGCACCUUGCUUGCCCAGUCUCUGCCCAACCAAGGGGGGCUACGGGGGACCCCUACAUUUCUGGCAUCUCCAGUGGCCCCAGCGUCACCAUCAGCCCGAGGGUCUCCAGCAUCCCCACGGUCCCCAGUGUCCCUGGGGUCCUUGGGGUCACCAGCAUCCCUGAGGUCUCCAGUGUCCCCGGAGUCCUCAGCAGCACCAACUUCCCUGGAAUCCCCAUUGUCUCCAGAGUCCCCAGUGUCCCCGAGGUCACCUACAUCUCAAUGGUCCCCAGCAUCCCCACAGUCCCCACUAUCCCCAGCAUCCCCUGUGUCCCCAGUGCUCCCAAAUGUCCCAUCCCUGCAUGAGCUGGGGGUCAAGCUUUCUUCCUACAAUGGAUCCUUGCUGCAGCGCCUAGAAAGCCACCUCCGGGCCACAGAUUUUCCACUCCGAGGCAACCAGACAGUGCCUGCAGUGGCCCGUGCCAUCCUCUCCUACCUGCUUCGCCGCAGCCCGGCCUUGCUGCGUCAUCAAUUCCUCCGCCACCUCCAGCAGAACCCCCACCCCAAACCUCAGGUGUUGCCAGGAGCUGCUGGUGAGGCCCUGGUGGAUUUGGAUGGGCUGCGGGGUCAUGCGGAGACCAUAGUGAUCCGCUACCAGCUACUGGAGGAGCCGGAGGGGGAUGAGGGGGAGAUGAGGGUGCCAGGGGACACCACAGUGGCCCGGGUGCCAGGGCUGGUGCCAGGGGCCACAUACCGGGUGGAGGUGCACGGUGUGGUGCGGGGACGUGUCUCCAAGUCCUACACUUCCCUGGUGACUGCAGGACUGGGUGACACCAGUGAGCCUCCACCAGAAUGGAAGAACCUCUAUGAGAUGGAGGGGACUGAGCCCCAGGGGGCCAUGGCCAAAGCAGCACCAUCAGAGGAGGAACCACCACAGCGGCCCCACCUAGGCACGCUCACAGUCUCCCACGUGACUCCAAACUCCAUCCAGCUGGAAUGGAGUGUCCUGGAGGGCUCCUUUGACUCCUUCACGGUGCAGUACAGGGAUGCACAAGGCCAGCCACAGGCACUUGCGGUGGACGGAGAGUCGCGCACAGUGACCGUGCACGGGCUGUCGCCAUCCCGCCGCUACAAAUUCAACCUGUAUGGGGUGUGGGGGCGGAAGCGCAUUGGUUUCAUCUCCACUGAUGCUGUCACAGCUUCAGCAAAACCAAAGGAAGAAUCACCUUCCUCACCACGCCUGGGUGAGGUGACGGCAUCGCACGUCAGCCCCGACUCCGUGCAGCUGGAGUGGAGCGUCCGCGAGGGCUCCUUUGACUCCUUCACGGUGCAGUACAAGGACGCGCAAGGCCAGCCGCAGGUGGUGCCCGUGGACGGUGGGUCGCGCUCCGUGAGCGUGCCCGGGCUGUCGCCGUCCCGCCGCUACAAGUUCAACCUGUACGGCGUGUGGGGGCGGAAACGGCUGGGCCCCAUCUCCACUGAUGCCGUCACAGCUGCAGAAGAGGUGGAGGAGCAACCACCAUCCCAGCCGCGCCUCGGAGUGCUGACAGCAUCCCAUGUCAGCCCCAACUCCGUCCAACUGGAAUGGAGCGUCCCCGAAGGCACCUUUGACUCCUUCACAGUGCAGUACGUAGACGUGCAGGGCCAGCCGCAGGAGCUGCACUUGGACAGUGGGUCCCGCACGGUGACCGUGCCUGGUUUGCUGCCGUCCCACCCCUACAAGUUCAACCUGUAUGGGCUGUGGGGGCAGACACGUCUGGGCCCCAUCUCCACUGACGCCAUCACAGCUGCCGUGCCAGCAGUGGAGGAACCACCUGCUCCACCACGCCUGGGUGAGGUGACGGCAUCGCGCGUCAGCCCCGACUCCGUGCAGCUGGAGUGGAGCGUCCCCGAGGGCUCCUUUGACUCCUUCACGGUGCAGUACAAGGACGCGCAAGGCCAGCCGCAGGUGGUGCCCGUGGACGGUGGGUCGCGCUCCGUGAGUGUGCCCGGGCUGUCGCCGUCCCGCCGCUACAAGUUCAACCUGUACGGGGUGUGGGGGCGGAAACGGCUGGGCCCCAUCUCCACUGACGCCGUCACAGCUCCAGCAGUGGAGGAACCACCUUCCCCACCACGCCUGGGUGAGGUGACGGCAUCGCAUGUCAGCCCCGACUCCGUGCAGCUGGAGUGGAGCGUCCCCGAGGGCUCCUUUGACUCCUUCACGGUGCAGUACAAGGACGCGCAAGGCCAGCCGCAGGUGGUGCCCGUGGACGGUGGGUCGCGCUCCGUGAGCGUGCCCGGGCUGUCGCCGUCCCGCCGCUACAAGUUCAACCUGUACGGCGUGUGGGGGCGGAAACGGCUGGGCCCCAUCUCCACUGAUGCUGUCACAGCUGCCGUGCCAGCAGUAGAGGAACCACCUUCUCCACCACGCCUGGGUGAGGUGACGGCAUCGCGCGUCAGCCCCGACUCCGUGCAGCUGGAGUGGAGCGUCCCCGAGGGCUCCUUUGACUCCUUCACGGUGCAGUACAAGGACGCGCAAGGCCAGCCGCAGGUGGUGCCCGUGGACGGUGGGUCGCGCUCCGUGAGCGUGCCCGGGCUGUCGCCGUCCCGCCGCUACAAGUUCAACCUGUACGGGGUGUGGGGGAAGAAACGGCUGGGCCCCAUCUCCACUGAUGCCGUCACAGCUGCAGAAGUGGUGGAGGAGCAACCACCAUCCCAGCCGCGCCUCGGAGAGCUGACAGCAUCCCAUGUCAGCCCCAACUCCGUCCAACUGGAAUGGAGCGUUCCCGAAGGCACCUUUGACUCCUUCACAGUGCAGUACGUAGACGUGCAGGGCCAGCCGCAGGAGCUGCACUUGGACAGUGGGUCCCGCACGGUGACCGUGCCUGGUUUGCUGCCGUCCCACCCCUACAAGUUCAACCUGUAUGGGCUGUGGGGGCAGACACGUCUGGGCCCCAUCUCCACUGACGCCAUCACAGCUGCCGUGCCAGCAGUGGAGGAACCACCUGCUCCACCACGCCUGGGUGAGGUGACGGCAUCGCGCGUCAGCCCCGACUCCGUGCAGCUGGAGUGGAGCGUCCCCGAGGGCUCCUUUGACUCCUUCACGGUGCAGUACAAGGACGCGCAAGGCCAGCCGCAGGUGGUGCCCGUGGACGGUGGGUCGCGCUCCGUGAGUGUGCCCGGGCUGUCGCCGUCCCGCCGCUACAAGUUCAACCUGUACGGGGUGUGGGGGCGGAAACGGCUGGGCCCCAUCUCCACUGACGCCGUCACAGCUCCAGCAGUGGAGGAACCACCUUCCCCACCACGCCUGGGUGAGGUGACGGCAUCGCAUGUCAGCCCCGACUCCGUGCAGCUGGAGUGGAGCGUCCCCGAGGGCUCCUUUGACUCCUUCACGGUGCAGUACAAGGACGCGCAAGGCCAGCCGCAGGUGGUGCCCGUGGACGGUGGGUCGCGCUCCGUGAGCGUGCCCGGGCUGUCGCCGUCCCGCCGCUACAAGUUCAACCUGUACGGCGUGUGGGGGCGGAAACGGCUGGGCCCCAUCUCCACUGAUGCUGUCACAGCUGCCGUGCCAGCAGUAGAGGAACCACCUUCUCCACCACGCCUGGGUGAGGUGACGGCAUCGCGCGUCAGCCCCGACUCCGUGCAGCUGGAGUGGAGCGUCCCCGAGGGCUCCUUUGACUCCUUCACGGUGCAGUACAAGGACGCGCAAGGCCAGCCGCAGGUGGUGCCCGUGGACGGUGGGUCGCGCUCCGUGAGCGUGCCCGGGCUGUCGCCGUCCCGCCGCUACAAGUUCAACCUGUACGGGGUGUGGGGGAAGAAACGGCUGGGCCCCAUCUCCACUGAUGCCGUCACAGCUGCAGAAGUGGUGGAGGAGCAACCACCAUCCCAGCCGCGCCUCGGAGAGCUGACAGCAUCCCAUGUCAGCCCCAACUCCGUCCAACUGGAAUGGAGCGUUCCCGAAGGCACCUUUGACUCCUUCACAGUGCAGUACGUAGACGUGCAGGGCCAGCCGCAGGAGCUGCACUUGGACAGUGGGUCCCGCACGGUGACCGUGCCUGGUUUGCUGCCGUCCCACCCCUACAAGUUCAACCUGUAUGGGCUGUGGGGGCAGACACGUCUGGGCCCCAUCUCCACUGACGCCAUCACAGCUGCCGUGCCAGCAGUGGAGGAACCACCUGCUCCACCACGCCUGGGUGAGGUGACGGCAUCGCGCGUCAGCCCCGACUCCGUGCAGCUGGAGUGGAGCGUCCCCGAGGGCUCCUUUGACUCCUUCACGGUGCAGUACAAGGACGCGCAAGGCCAGCCGCAGGUGGUGCCCGUGGACGGUGGGUCGCGCUCCGUGAGUGUGCCCGGGCUGUCGCCGUCCCGCCGCUACAAGUUCAACCUGUACGGGGUGUGGGGGCGGAAACGGCUGGGCCCCAUCUCCACUGACGCCGUCACAGCUCCAGCAGUGGAGGAACCACCUUCCCCACCACGCCUGGGUGAGGUGACGGCAUCGCAUGUCAGCCCUGACUCCGUGCAGCUGGAGUGGAGCGUCCCCGAGGGCUCCUUUGACUCCUUCACGGUGCAGUACAAGGACGCGCAAGGCCAGCCGCAGGUGGUGCCCGUGGACGGUGGGUCGCGCUCCGUGAGCGUGCCCGGGCUGUCGCCGUCCCGCCGCUACAAGUUCAACCUGUACGGGGUGUGGGGGAAGAAACGGCUGGGCCCCAUCUCCACUGAUGCCGUCACAGCUGCAGAAGUGGUGGAGGAGCAACCACCAUCCCAGCCGCGCCUCGGAGAGCUGACAGCAUCCCAUGUCAGCCCCAACUCCGUCCAACUGGAAUGGAGCGUUCCCGAAGGCACCUUUGACUCCUUCACAGUGCAGUACGUAGACGUGCAGGGCCAGCCGCAGGAGCUGCACUUGGACAGUGGGUCCCGCACGGUGACCGUGCCUGGUUUGCUGCCGUCCCACCCCUACAAGUUCAACCUGUAUGGGCUGUGGGGGCAGACACGUCUGGGCCCCAUCUCCACUGACGCCAUCACAGCUGCCGCGCCAGCAGUAGAGGAACCACCUUCUCCACCACGCCUGGGUGAGGUGACGGCAUCGCACGUCAGCCCCGACUCCGUGCAGCUGGAGUGGAGCGUCCCCGAGGGCUCCUUUGACUCCUUCACGGUGCAAUACAAGGACGCGCAAGGCCAGCCGCAGGUGGUGCCCGUGGACGGUGGGUCGCGCUCCGUGAGCGUGCCCGGGCUGUCGCCGUCCCGCCGCUACAAGUUCAACCUGUACGGGGUGUGGGGGAAGAAACGGCUGGGCCCCAUCUCCACUGAUGCCGUCACAGCUGCAGAAGAGGUGGAGGAGCAACCACCAUCCCAGCCGCGCCUCGGAGUGCUGACAGCAUCCCAUGUCAGCCCCAACUCCGUCCAACUGGAAUGGAGCGUCCCCGAAGGCACCUUUGACUCCUUCACAGUGCAGUACGUAGACGUGCAGGGCCAGCCGCAGGAGCUGCACUUGGACAGUGGGUCCCGCACGGUGACCGUGCCUGGUUUGCUGCCGUCCCACCCCUACAAGUUCAACCUGUAUGGGCUGUGGGGGCAGACACGUCUGGGCCCCAUCUCCACUGACGCCAUCACAGCUGCCGUGCCAGCAGUAGAGGAACCACCUGCUCCACCACGCCUGGGUGAGGUGACGGCAUCGCGCGUCAGCCCCGACUCCGUGCAGCUGGAGUGGAGCGUCCCCGAGGGCUCCUUUGACUCCUUCACGGUGCAGUACAAGGACGCGCAAGGCCAGCCGCAGGUGGUGCCCGUGGACGGUGGGUCGCGCUCCGUGAGUGUGCCCGGGCUGUCGCCGUCCCGCCGCUACAAGUUCAACCUGUACGGGGUGUGGGGGCGGAAACGGCUGGGCCCCAUCUCCACUGACGCCGUCACAGCUGCCGUGCCAGCAGUAGAGGAACCACCUUCCCCACCACGCCUGGGUGAGGUGACGGCAUCGCGCGUCAGCCCCAACUCCGUGCAGCUGGAGUGGAGCGUCCCCGAGGGCUCCUUUGACUCCUUCACGGUGCAGUACAAGGACGCGCAAGGCCAGCCGCAGGUGGUGCCCGUGGACGGUGGGUCGCGCUCCGUGAGCGUGCCCGGGCUGUCGCCGUCCCGCCGCUACAAGUUCAACCUGUACGGGGUGUGGGGGAAGAAACGGCUGGGCCCCAUCUCCACUGAUGCCGUCACAGCUGCAGAAGAGGUGGAGGAGCAACCACCAUCCCAGCCGCGCCUCGGAGAGCUGACAGCAUCCCAUGUCAGCCCCAACUCCGUCCAACUGGAAUGGAGCGUUCCCGAAGGCACCUUUGACUCCUUCACAGUGCAGUACGUAGACGUGCAGGGCCAGCCGCAGGAGCUGCACUUGGACAGUGGGUCCCGCACGGUGACCGUGCCUGGUUUGCUGCCGUCCCACCCCUACAAGUUCAACCUGUAUGGGCUGUGGGGGCAGACACGUCUGGGCCCCAUCUCCACUGACGCCAUCACAGCUGCCGUGCCAGCAGUAGAGGAACCACCUGCUCCACCACGCCUGGGUGAGGUGACGGCAUCGCGCGUCAGCCCCGACUCCGUGCAGCUGGAGUGGAGCGUCCCUGAGGGCUCCUUUGACUCCUUCACGGUGCAGUACAAGGACGCGCAAGGCCAGCCGCAGGUGGUGCCCGUGGACGGUGGGUCGCACUCCGUGAGCGUGCCCGGGCUGUCGCCGUCCCGCCGCUACAAGUUCAACCUGUACGGGGUGUGGGGGCGGAAACGGCUGGGCCCCAUCUCCACUGAUGCCGUCACAGGUGCCCCAGGAACGCUAUGGGUGGGCACGCUGUGGCCCCGCAGUGCUCAGCUGCAUUGGGCGCCCCCCCAUGUCCCUCCGGAUGGCUACAACCUCACCUACGGACCCCUCGGAGGCCCUAUGAAGACACUGCAGCUGCCCCCUGAGGCAACAUCCAAGGAACUGUGGGGCCUGGAGCCCACUGGACACUAUAUGGUGCAGCUCCGGGGCCGGGGGCUGGAGCCCCUCGAGACCACCUUCAACACCCCACCCCUUCCUCACCCACACCCCCGGGACUGUGCUGAGGAGCAGCUCAAUGGACCAGGGCCUUCACGAGAAGUCCUCAUCUUCCUCGGGGGCGACCAGCGACGGCCACUGCGCGUCUUCUGCGACAUGGAGAGCGAUGGGGGAGGCUGGCUGGUGUUCCAGCGCCGCAUGGAUGGGGGCAUCAACUUCUGGAGGGGGUGGGAGGAGUACGUCCACGGCUUCGGGAACAUCUCCAGGGAGUUCUGGCUGGGAAAUGCGGCGCUGCACGUGCUGACAGCUUCUGGGCCCACGGAGCUGCGCGUGGACCUCCGGACGCCGUCAGACAGCGCCUUCGCCCGCUAUCGGGAUUUCGCCGUCGGUGGUCCUGAGGACAGUUUUCGCCUCCAUCUCGGGGCUUACAGUGGCACAGCUGGGGAUGCACUGUCCUACCAUGCUGGGAGCCCCUUCUCCACACGGGACCACGACCCCCGGGGCCGCCCCCGGCCCUGCGCCGUUGCCUACACCGGAGCCUGGUGGUACCGCAACUGCCAUUAUGCCAACCUCAACGGGCGCUAUGGGGUGCCCUACGACCACCAGGGCAUCAACUGGUACCCCUGGAAGGGCUUCGAGUACUCCAUCCCCUUCACAGAGAUGAAGCUGCGGCCGCAGCGUGACUGAGAGCACUAGAAAGGUUGUGGGGCACAGUGAAGCCUUUAUGGGGUCAAUAAAGCUGCGAGUAACCAGCACUGA